Messenger RNA from Melampsora larici-populina 98AG31, 705 nucleotides. RefSeq lists its product as uncharacterized. Bases 60 to 554 code for a protein of 164 amino acids. NCBI's taxonomy places the organism in Eukaryota, Fungi, Basidiomycota, Pucciniomycetes, Pucciniales, Melampsoraceae. The transcript has 4 exons. The record is from RefSeq and is a predicted model, not a curated record.
AUCGUCACCUCAAACCUAUUCAUAGAUUCCAUCAUAUCUUCGUCUCAGAAAAUAAAGUCAUGUUUAAGCUUUUGAAUCUAAUCUUCAUCGGUUCUCUUUUCGUAAAUAUCGGAUUGGGUAUUGAUCUUCAAAAACGACAAGAUUUAAGUGGUUUACCAGGUUGUGGUCAAUCUUGUUUAGUUACAUCACUUACGACUAAUAGUGGAGGUUGUUCUCAGACCGACUUCGCUUGUCUUUGUAAAAGUGAAACUUUUCUUACUGCUUCUACGAAAUGUUAUGGAACGGAUUGUUCGGUAGCCGAUUCAGCUGCUGCUACUGCUUGGGGUGUUAAAACUUGUGCUUCUAUUGGAAUUACGAUCCCUACUUCUGUGAUCAGUCCGGCUAAUUCUUCUAAUGUUAACAAUCCGACUACGAACAGUACUAGUAAUACUGUGCCGAUCAAUUCUAAUAACUCGUCUACGACUGGGUCUUCUGCUAAAUCGAUUGGAUCAAUUGUUUCUGCUCCUCCAUUCGAAAUGAUGUUAUUCUUUUUGACUAUCCUUAUUUCAUGUUAAGAUGAUCAUCAGAUUCUCUCCUUCUUGCCGACACUUUCAUUUAUAUUUGAAUGGUGGAAAUUUCUUAUCUUUUUUUCAAAAAAUCUGAUUUUUCCUUUUUGUAUUAGUAUCUUUGUUCUUUUGAUAAUUGAAAAUCGAUUGAGUAUAUGAG